Molecule: messenger RNA, 1961 nt
Organism: Etheostoma cragini (Arkansas darter)
Lineage: Eukaryota; Metazoa; Chordata; Actinopteri; Perciformes; Percidae
Gene: tex264a
Product: testis expressed 264, ER-phagy receptor a
Exons: 4
Coding region: 277-1335 (352 amino acids)
Biological process (GO): reticulophagy; protein-DNA covalent cross-linking repair
Cellular component (GO): replication fork; nucleus; autophagosome membrane
Source: RefSeq, a predicted model, not a curated record
UGGACCAUCCAGGAAGUGUGUUCAGUGUUUGGGGAAAUACCAUAAACAAACUGUCUUUCCUGUCAACUUAAACGAGUGUUGUCUCCUUCGUUACAGGUUAAUGCGACAGCGAAAACCAAAUGAAUACUGACUCUUGUAUAGCCACGUUUUUUUGCGUUGUCGCGUAAAGCAGUUGGACCACACUCGGUGUGUGUGUAAACCGGAGGAGAACGGUUUUUAGGCUAGACAGAUAUCUUUUGCUGAUUGCAUUUGGCUGCAGCUAUACGAGAAUUAAUCAUGUCUGAUUUAAUUCUGGUCCUCUUGUUGGUCGUGCUCCUGGUGUUAUUGAUUGUGACCGUUGGUGGCUUCCUGCUGUACUCGGGACUACUGUGUGACGUGAUCAUAAAGACUGGGCCACCUCCUGUCAAAAGUGUUACUAUUGCUUAUAAGUUCAAAGAAGGAUCAUACAAGGACUGCGGUGCAGCCUACACAGAAAGCUGCAGCAUUGGGCCAAAGCUGAGCACCGUCGGUGUCUUCUACGAUGACCCCAAACAGAGGCCAGCAGAAAAAUGUCGCUACGUGGUGGGCAGUGUCCUAUGUGAGGGUGAAGAGAAGCCAGAUGAAGAACUGCAGAAGCUGUAUGAGCAGUUUGGCUUCAAGGUGUUCUCUCUACCUGAAGUGAGCCACGCUGUGACCACCAGCUUCCCCUGCUCCACGCCUUUGUCUCACGUGCUUGGACCUUACAGGGUCUACCCAAGGCUGUCAUCCUACAUUGAGGAGAGGAAGCUGUGUGCAUUCCCAACCAUUGAGAUAUGUAGCUCAGAUGUCAUCAAAUAUAUGGUUCCACUGUCUCGCCAGACAGACUUCUUUGUUCCAGAGAUGAAGGAGGAGGUUAAAACAGAUGUUAAAGAAGAGGACUCAGACGAGGACAGAGGAACUGACAUUACAGGUGCAGACUCCCACAGUGACGUGAGUUCAGUGAGCGGUGGCGUACCCUGGGACAGCAGAGAGACAUCCCUGGCUGCUUCCACAGCCGCCUCCCUGGCAUCUUCCCUCCCUCUGAGGGACGUAAUGGAUGCAAAUGAAGACAUUAAGCACAGGGACAACAGCGAGAGGGGCUCGAACGAGUCGAUGGGCAGCGGCUCGUCCUUUGAGGAGCUUGACAUGGAUCAGGAGGAGCAGGAGGCAGGAGAAGAGAGGGAAGAGAAAGGAGAUGGAGAAGAAGCAGAAGCAGAGGUCCCUGAGGGUGAAGAUGGAGCAAGAGAAGCAGUUGAACUGGUGGCUGAGAAGAAGGAAGCCUCGGGGAUCGAGAAGAGUAGGGAGGAUGCUGAAGAGAGAAGAGAUGAGGCCAUGUAACCCUGGAAUGCUAGAGAGUUUCUCAGUUGUCGCUGGUUAUCUGUCACGUAAUCUUGUUGGUGGAGCUAAAGCUGUUUAUGCCGUGACCAACAUGCCGUAUUUCUGCUCCUUCUAAUCCUCUUCUUUGAAGCCUGUACUAUUUGUUAUACUGUAAUCUCAUUUUUGUUUUUGUUUUUUAUAAUUACUGAUCCUAUAUUUAAACUCUGUCAGGAUACAGGAUACAGCAGACAGUUCAUUUUGUUAAGUCUUCUCGAGGAAACCUAAUUUUCUCAUCACAUAGUGUGUGGCAGAUAAGAGGAGAGAUUUGUUCAACUAUGUAUUUCAUUUCAAACUGUAAUCCUGUGUGAAUCCACACCAUUCCUUGUGACACUUCAGUUUAAGAUUAGCAACAGAGAAAGGGCAUUUAGGCCAGCUAUCCUGGAUCAUCACACAGCAUCUUUUCGCCCAUGUGUAACAGUUGAUAUUGUACCCCACUUCCAAGGUCAUGUCUUGAGGAUUUGUCUGUAAUGUGUUGGUGUGCAUUACCCGAGUUUGGUGUCUUGAUAUACAGUAACAAUGGGGUGAAAAUGUGCAGGACCUAAUGCCGUAAAAAUGUUGACAGACCUACUCUAGUGAAGUGUAUUUUU